AUGAUUGAGUUGGAGAGAUAUAUUGCUGGGCCGGGCCCCGCCGCAGUACAGAGCCCGGGAAGCCGCAGAGAUGCUCAAACAAAACAACUGCAGGAUGCUGUCACAAAUGUGGAGAAGCAUUUUGGAGAGCUUUGCCAAAUCUUUGCUGCUUAUGUACGGAAAACUGCCAGGCUUCGAGACAAAGCCGACCUCCUGGUGAAAGAAAUCAACAUGUAUGCUUCUACCGAGACCCCGAAUUUAAAGCAGGGUCUGAAAGACUUUGCCGAUGAGUUUGCCAAACUUCAAGAUUACCGCCAGGCAGAGGUUGAAAGACUUGAAGCCAAAGUAGUUGAACCUUUGAAAGCUUAUGGGACCAUUGUAAAGAUGAAACGAGAUGAUCUCAAAGCAACGUUAACAGCAAGGAAUCGAGAAGCCAAACAGCUAUCUCAGUUAGAAAGGACAGGCCAACGAAACCCAUCUGAUCGACAUGUAAUUUCGCAGGCUGAAACUGAAUUACAGAGAGCCACAAUUGAUGCUACCUGCACAAGUCGUCAUUUGGAGGAAACUAUUGACAAUUUUGAAAAGCAGAAAAUAAAGGACAUAAAGAACAUAUUAUCUGAGUUUAUCACAAUUGAAAUGUUAUUUCAUGGCAAAGCUUUAGAGGUCUUCACUGCUGCCUACCAAAAUAUACAAAAAAUUGAUGAGGAUGAAGACCUAGAGGUUUUCCGAAAUUCUCUGAAUCUAUCAGAUUAUCCAUCUCGUUUAGAUAUUGUAAGAGCAAAUUCAAAGUCACCUCUUCAGAGAUCAUUGUCAACUAAGUGCACAUCUGGAACUGGACAGAUAGCCACCUGUCGAACAAGGAAGGAUCAACAAGUAGAAGAUGAAGAUGAUGAAGAAUUAGAUGUUACAGAAGAUGAAAACUAACUUCAAAAAGAAUUCACAUUUCUGUUUUCAUGUCACAUGACUGGAAAUGUAGGAUCACUUUAUACUCACUUGACAGGUUAAAUUAUAAAAUGAAAUGCUACUAUGAAAUGAGGGAGGGGGUGGUUAAGGAAAUUAUGCUAAGGAAAAAAUGAAGAUUUUUUUUUCCUGAA
Molecule: messenger RNA, 1073 nt
Organism: Arvicanthis niloticus (Nile rat)
Lineage: Eukaryota; Metazoa; Chordata; Mammalia; Rodentia; Muridae
Source: RefSeq, a predicted model, not a curated record